Messenger RNA from Columba livia (rock pigeon), 1020 nucleotides. RefSeq names its product electron transfer flavoprotein subunit beta (gene ETFB). The transcript is spliced from 6 exons. The record is from RefSeq and is a predicted model, not a curated record. Gene Ontology annotation, cellular component: mitochondrion. Gene Ontology annotation, molecular function: electron transfer activity. NCBI's taxonomy places the organism in Eukaryota, Metazoa, Chordata, Aves, Columbiformes, Columbidae. The coding region runs from base 92 to 859 and encodes 255 amino acids. Gene Ontology annotation, biological process: fatty acid beta-oxidation using acyl-CoA dehydrogenase; amino acid catabolic process.
CGCAGCUCUGAGCCGGAGUGGGCGUGGCCUGCGUGUCAGGGGGCGUGGUUUAGGGGGCGUGGUUUGCGCGGGGGGCGUGGCCAGAGCAGCAAUGGCGGCGCUGAAGGUUCUGGUCGGGGUGAAGCGGGUCAUCGACUUCGCGGUCAAGGUGCGCGUGGCGCCGGGCGGGUUGGCGGUGCAGAGCCAGGGGGUGAAGCACGCGCUCAACCCGUUCUGCGAGAUCGCGCUGGAGGAGGCCGUGAGGCUGCGGGAGCGCGGGGCGGCCGCCCACGUCCUGGCCGUCAGCGUGGGCACCAGCGUCUGCCAGGAGACCCUGCGGGCGGCGCUGGCGCUCGGGGCCGACCGGGCGGUGCUGGUGCAGCUGCAGGAGGGGGAGGGGCCGCCGGGGCCCCGCGAGGUGGCGGCCGCGCUGGGGGGGGUGGUGGCCAGAGAGAAGCCCCAGCUGGUCAUCCUGGGCAAGCAGGCCAUCGAUGACGAUUGUAACCAGACGGGGCAGCUCCUCGCCGCCAUGUUGGACUGGCCGCAGGCCACGUUUGCGUCGCGCGUGGAGCUCGAACCCGGGGCCGUGCGGGUGCAGCGGGAGGUGGACGGGGGGCUGGAGACGCUGCGCCUGCGCCUCCCGGCGCUAAUUACCGCCGACCUGCGGCUUAACGAGCCGCGCUACGCCACGCUGCCCAACAUCAUGAAAGCCAAGAAGAAGCCCCUGGAGGUUGUGGAGUGGGCGGGGCUGGGGCUGCCCCCGCCCCUCCCCCGCCUGCGGGUGCUGGCGCUGGAGGAGCCGCCGGCGCGCGGGGGAGGGGAGCGCGUGGAUGACGUCACCGCCCUGGUGGACAAACUGCGGCAGUGCGGCCGCAUCUGAACGGGGGACCCAGGCGUCCGGGGAGGGGACCCAGGAGUUCGGGGGACCCAGGAGUGCCCCAGGAAGCCAGAAAUCGCAUGGAGGAUUCGAGUUAUUGCAAGGGACCCAGGCGUCCGGGAGUCACGUGACCCACUCCCGGACGCCUGGGUCCCCUCCCGGAU